AUGCCGCCCAGGCUCAGUCCUUUGAAUGAUGCCUGUCAUCAUGUUGGUGCAAAGACUGACAAAACAUGGAAACUGGAGGUGAAAUUCAUUGAUGCAGUAAAAGGACGUGGUUUGUUUGCCGUAGGUUCCAUCUGCAAGGGAGACUUUGUGGUUGAAUACAGGGGUGAUUUGAUAGAUGAUGCUGAAGCCGAGAGGAGGAGAAAAGUUUAUCACCCGUCCAUGUGCUGCAUUUUCUUUCUCUUCAAGUGGAUUGGGAAAACAUGGUGGUAA
Messenger RNA from Knipowitschia caucasica, 270 nucleotides. The record is from the annotation of a GenBank genome assembly. NCBI's taxonomy places the organism in Eukaryota, Metazoa, Chordata, Actinopteri, Gobiiformes, Gobiidae.